GUUUGUUUUGUGCCUUUUUUAAUGUCCUUCCCCCACAGACGUGGUAGUCGUAGUUCGACAUUUUCAACGUAAAAAAAGACUUGUCGCUAAACAAAACGGAAAGUAAAAAGACACUGAAUUGCCAUUUUCGCAUAUGGAUGUGCAUGUAUUCUUGAUGUUACAUCACAUCAAGCACAAGUUCACGCCCUGGUAUUGAAGAAGAAGAAACAUACUGCAUUCUUGCGCCAUAAAGACGACCCAGACGACCCUGCGCACGAGAAUCGAGGUCGCUAUGGUGGGCAUGCUUGUCUACCCCCUGCUUUCAUUGGAAGCUUACAUCACUCUAGCAGAAGCUGCUCCUGUAAGCUUCGGCUUUGGCUCGUGCGCGAAGCAAGCUCACGCAAACCAGCCCUGGACGGAGCUAGAUCGUGUCCUACGUGAAGGAUCUUUUGGAGAGCAAGGAAGUGAGGAUGUUGGUGGAACAACAACUACGUGCCCCAAGAACGACGACCCGCAAACAAAUAAAUGCUCGUCGCCGCUGGACCGCGAGAUGGACCUUCCGGGGGGCGCCAGCACUACAACUGCCACUACGAACAAGGUGCCAUGGAUCUGGCUCGGGGACAGCGCGUACCAGAACACGACCGAUGCGCUUUCCACGGCCCAUCUCGAAGACAUGUUCUCCAAAGACAACGGGAUAAACCCCUGGUACUCGAAAUUCGCCGAAAAUCGGACCAUUUUAGGCGUCGUACGUGCGCGAAAGAUUCCAAGUCGCCCGGAAUUUCGAUCUGCGUCUGUCAUGCAUUCCAGAAAAGAGCGCAGCAAAAACAGCAGAUACGAGAUAAAGAAGCAAGAAGCUCUGGCACCCCCUGAUCAUCGCAUUUUUGAUCAAGCAAAAUUUAGAUCAAGAACUCAUCUUUUCAUGAUUGGUCACAAACCCCGGCUGCAAGCUCUAGGGAAGCAUUGUUCGCUGAAAGGGAUUUCGGACGACAUGGCUUUUGUUUCCCAUACCCAUGGGACGACCACGACUUCGGCCUGAACGACGCGAUCGGAACGUCAGUGCCGCCGGAGGAGCUCAAAGUUCGGCAGGACAAUAUGCGGGCGGUGUUUCCAGAUGUGAAAGAGUCCGACUCCAUUCAGCUGGGGCCCGGACUCAGUUUCUGGAAGCGCUUCGACGGAGAAGUCGACCUUGGAGCUGGAGCGCGGGGCAGGAACCAUGAUCAAUUUUCACAAGCGACUCCCCAAAAGCAGAAAUACGAGGUUUGUUCUUGCUGAUUAUACUAUCGAACAGAAUGAUGUUCCUGGCCUCCACAUGUUUCGUUCCAUUUGGAUCAUCCAUUGAUUCUGGUUGAAGAAUUGAUUUGCGUUUAUUCUUCGGGACAACAAGAUGCAAACAAUAACAAGCGAUGUGGACGAUCAUUUUGUGCUUUUUUCAUUACCAGGUACACUUUGUGGCGUUUGACCUGCGAAGCUUCAACGAAUUGGUGAUAACGAACCCGUUCCUGCAGUUUUUUUACCGCACCACCAACACCGGACCGGUUCACAUCUUCUGGCCGGUGAUGAAUGCGUUCGCGCGAACAGCCCAGUACUUUCUGAAUUUGUUCCCUUUUCCGUGGUUCUGCGGUUGGUGGUGGGAAAGCGGGGCGAUAUCCUGAGUAAAAACGUACCCACACCAGAGUCAGGAUGAGGAUUUUGCAACACAAACCUAGGAGUUUUGUGAGUCACGCAUGACAAGUUUCAGUCCGUAAGGUAGUGCAAGUUAGCAAGGAAAGCUGCAUCACAAAUCGACCUGCUGAUCCUGUUCACAGCAUCACAAAUUCCAAAACACGAUUGGAAAUGGCUCUCAUGGGGAUGCGCAACACAAAUGUCUUUGUCAUUGCAAAUCUGCAUUACAACUCUGGGGUGGGUACGUUUUUACUCAGGAUAGGCGAAAGCCAAAAUUCAGCUGCUCGGCGAGGAGCAGUUUGCCUGGUUCGAAAGCGUCUUGGAGUAUCAAAGGGAAAAAUCCCCCCUCCCCAUAUCGAAACGAAGUUUCUGAUGCUGGAUUUGCGUACACAAAUCAGGUCUGUCUUGCUGGAGAGGAGCGCAGGCAUAUGCCAAGCCUGCGUCGAGAGGUUUUGACGUAGGGGACUAGCAUGACAGAUGUCGUCUCUGUAAGCCCAACAGCAUUGCAAACCGCCGGCAUAAUGCGGCGGACUCUCUGGCUUUGCCUUCUUGCAAGACAGACAGGAUUUGUGACCUCAAAUCUGCAUCACAAAUUUUCAGACGAAUGCGUUUCCAAUAUGGGGAGGGGGGAUUUUUCCUCUCAAUAUGGAGGAGGUCUUCCCCCCGGAGGAAUUUUCCCCCCUGAGGAUCUAUCCUACGAAUUUUCUCCCCCUACCCCGGAAUAUCAUCGUUUUUCCAACUAUUGAGCAGGUUCGAUUUUUAUGUUUUCGAUACCUGCUCACACGUCCCGGCGACGUCGGUGCCUGAGCUGGAGGAUCUUGUUAACACUAGCUCUGGCACAUGUAGACCGCUAGGAAAUUAUACCUUGCAUACAGGAGUCAGCUCGCCCCUCAUGUUGUCCUAUAUGUAUUUGUCUACACUUAGAAUUAUGAGCAUGGCUUUCGGAUCUCGUCUUCCGGAUGAGCCGGAAUCUGAGAUCUGAGACCCACAGAUUCUGCGGAUCUGGAAAAUAAAAAUAUGGAGCAGCUCGAAAAAAAUAAAAAACUUAAGCCGCUCCAUAGUUUUGCUCACAAGUAUCAAAACAUGCGUCGCCGAAACGUGCAGCAUGCCAUGCAAGUUCAAUCUAUGCCCCCGAUCAAACUUGGCACUUUUACUGUCGUCAUGCGGCAGAUAUUUCGAUCAAGCCGCGCAUCGAGCAUGCCAUGCAUGUUCAAGCUAAAACCCCAGACACAAAACCCAAACGGAAGCAAAACAAAAAGCACGGCGCCCAUUUUCGCCAUUUUUGUCUUGCGAAAAAUACAAGCAAAACCGUCGGGGGAGGUGCCUGAGCAUGCACCUAACGGCAAACGCAGGCAAUCCAGGCUCAUUGCGCCAAAUUGCGUCACUUUUCUUGAUUUUUUCUAAUUCUUGACCGGCUCGCAAUUUUUCAUUUCACUAGGGCCGGCUCGAGUGAAUUUGUGGGCCCGCGGGUCCGGGACAUCUCCCAAAGCCUGGACCUUGACCAAACACCUAGCGAGCUCAAUUCUUCCCCAUCUGCUCCCCCAAGCGAGCUAUCUCACAUGGUUCGGAUAAAGUAAGUGGCUAGUGUGCACAAGGUCACUUCUCAACAUCGUCCACCUUUUCCCUAGCUAGUGCACAGAAUCUGUCGCUCAGGUCCACACGCUCGGGUCAUGUGACCGGGUCGCAUUUUUUUAUUUUUCAGACCUGCUCAAUAGUUUGAAAAACGAUGAAAAACCGGGGUAGGAGCAGUUUGCCUGGUUCGAAAGCGUGUUGGAGGAGGUCUUUCCCCCGGAAGAACAAGGCGGAGCUGAACUACUUCUCGGAGAAGAUGACAGAGUAGAUCAACACGAAAAAAGGAACGAGAACAAUCGUCCUACGAGCGAGGGCGGCGACCCGUCACUCGUCUCACCGAGUAAAGUUCCGAAACUGCUCGUCAUUGGCUCGUCGAUUCAGGUGCUGACGUCGAACCCGCUCUUCGAGAGCUGGAUGCACUUUGCGCGCGACAAGGAACGGCUUCUUGCGCUGUUGGAGCGUGUCAAGGAUCGCACGCUCUUUCUAUCAGGAGACGUCCACUUUGCAGAAGUAAACGCAGAGCGCGGCUUCUUUGAAGUCACAUCGAGCGGAAUCACGCAUAAGGUACCUCAGCACUUGUUGCACGAAUUAUUUUUGUAGCACUCGGUUCAUAAUUACGCGGCGAGCCGGAUCUGAUUUUCAUUUUCCACAUGAACGACUACGAACCAUUUUUCUUUUUCACCUCUAAGUUGGAGUGCAAUGUCACGCUACUAGAAAGCUGCGCGUGUGUUUCCCCAUUCUACCUUUCAUUUUCAUGCAGACCACUGUCGAUUUCAAUUCUCUUCCUCUACAUCAGCCCUUCCCCAUCGAUUUCUGUACUCACCUGGUGUUAGCAUUGUGGACUCGAGCGCGUUGGAAGGGGCCGAACGUGCAGCACAACUUUGGAGGCUUCAGCGUUAAUGAGGCACUGCUGGUAGAAAAACUGCACCAAAAGCACGCAGCUGAGAGAAGAUACCAGGACGAACUGACUCGAGUGCGACGCAACGAGGCAGUGGAAAUGGAAGAAAUGGCUGAAGCAAAAGAAGCGGACGCUGCAACACCAGCGGACAACACCGAGUCGCAUCAACCAAAAGAUUCCGUCUUGGAAUCUAUGAGAGCGGAGGCACACAGGCCCAUCGUAAUCCCGUACACCGUGGAUGUGUUCGGACUACAGCGACGGAUGGUCGGCACAACUACGGAUGAGACCGCGUCUACACCUGCAACGGCAUCAACCGCGUCUGCAGCUGGCGCGACACCUGCAAAAAUUCCUGUCCAAGAGUGGGAAGCAAGGCCGAUCCUAACCGUGACACAGUCCGAGUGGGCGCAGUACGAGAGUGGGCGGCGCAAACGGGAAGCAGAGGCGUUACGCAACAGGAAUCUGAUCACGGUGAUUACCAUCCUGUGCUUGAUUUUGGGGAGCAAACUGUUUCUGAAGUACCGCCCGCACGUGAAGUUUUGGUGGGCCACCCGGCAGCUGCAGCGGCGCCAAGAAGAGCUGAGAAAAAAACAGCGGCUGAUCGAGGCAAAUGCCACCUUGCUAUCCUCUUCGUCGCGGAAGGACGAUCCGUCAGACGACGACGGUAACAUCGGCGGCGCCGGCACACGACGAGGAGGCUCCUCUUCGUCCAGCACUUCGCUCGGUGGCAGCCGCCACCAGGCCGCGCGCGGCACAACUGAAAAUCCCCCUUCCGGAUCGAGGAGCCCUGGCACAACAAACAAACACAACUCCUCAUCUUCGUUUACGAGCACUGACCGGAGACUCUCUACUACUUCACAAAUUCCAACGCGCACAGGCAGCGCAGGCACGACCCUGCUAGAGGAUGCAGAAGCUGAUGAGUCUGACAUGGCGACGAGAAAUCGAACAAGAAAAAGAGAAACAGGCCGGCCGACGACCCCGACUGCAAUAGUGGCCGCCACAGCUCAAGAGAGGAUCAGAGGUAUAUGUAAAAAACCGUGAUGAAGAUGAUGAAGAGCACAACCAUGAUGUUUCUCCUGCUGAAUCUGAUGUAACAGAACUAAGUACAUGAUUCAUGCGACCGCAGCAGGGUUUGUUCCUUCUUUCUCACUCGAACUGCUGCUCGUUAGAUAGUAUAUUCAUAUUUUAUUGCUCCUAUUCUCUCAUGGUGUUUCGGUUUUCCAUCCACAUUCUCCUACUACCUCCUUCUGGCUGCAGGUAAUAUGAUAUCUAGGAUUCUGGAGCACUUGCCCGACUUUCCUGGGGUUCGGCGAAGGAGCGAGCGUGCGGAGCCGGAUCUUCAUGCCCGCCACGGUCCGCAGCUCCUAGAGGCAGAGGAUCUGCUUUCCAGUCCAGAUGAACACGCUCGCGACGGCGAAGAUGAGAGCUUUGCGGAGGAGGAGGAUGCCAGGGGAAGGACGACCCCAGCAGGUACCAUGCCGCGCGGCGACCACCAGCUUCAGCAAGGAACGCGCCGAAUUCAGGAAGUUGCGGUAGGAGGUUCUUCAAAUGCUACUAGCCCGGCGCCCGUGGGGCUUGGCGGACUGCCGGGCAACCGGGUUUUGGCAGCGCCAUCCGCAGUAGGUUCAAACCAGGGCGGUGCUGGGGCUCGGUACGCUUGUCAGGGUGGCAUGAGGAAACGCGGAGCAUCACCCGAACGUCGUCAAACCGCCUCGCAUGCAAAACCGCCCCGAAGUAGUGGCGGGUUCGGGGGCGGCAUCGGAUAAAAGGCUCGGUCGGUUGUCUGCAGUCGAAAGUGAGGUUCGAAGACAAAAAGAACGCCACGGGCAUGGCCACUGCAGAAACUGAGAAGAAAAAGCACCGAUCUGAGUUCUGAAAAGUUCUGCAAAGUUCUGUUGCUCUCCACUCUGUCUACCACUCCUUUUGUUUUUGUAUCUGAAUCUGCAACUUCUGCUGCUGCACAACGAGCAGGCACAGAAAAGCAGCCCCCCGUAGGAGGCCUGCAAUAGCAGCGCUGUGAUGUUCGUACAACGAGAUGCGCAGA
This is a messenger RNA of Amoebophrya sp. A120, 6152 nucleotides long. The record is from the annotation of a GenBank genome assembly. NCBI's taxonomy places the organism in Eukaryota, Dinophyceae, Syndiniales, Amoebophryaceae.